UCUCUACAGCUUCGAGGCUUGACUCAUAUACUAUAAUAAAGAAAUUAAAACCAUAUGUCUAGCCUAUAAGUGGUGUGUUGUCUAGCCGAUUCAUUUCACCACCAUAUCAGACUCGUUAUUUCUUUUGCUCUCCUUCUCUAAUCUUACCAAAAUCGAUUCAGAGAGGAGACAUGUCUUGUAAUAAUGGCUUAGCUUUCUUCCCUGCAAAUUUCAGUCUCCAAAACCAUCACCAGGAAGAAGAAGAUCAUCCCCAGUAUCUUCUUCCUUCUUGCACUCCACCUCAAGACUUCCAUGGGUUUCUUGGUAAGAGAUCUCCAAUGCAGAACGUAGAAGGGUUUUGUAACUUAGAGAUGAACGGAGAGGAAGAUUUUUCAGACGAUGGAUCUAAGAUGGGAGAGAAAAAGAGGAGAUUGAACAUGGAGCAACUCAAGACGCUAGAGAAGAACUUCGAGCUUGGUAAUAAACUCGACUCAGAUCGAAAACUAGAGCUGGCUCGUGCCUUGGGGUUACAACCAAGACAAAUCGCGAUUUGGUUCCAAAACAGAAGAGCGCGAUCCAAAACAAAGCAGCUCGAGAGAGACUACGAUGCCCUCAAGCGUCAGUUCGAGACUCUCAAAGACGAGAAUGAUCUCCUUCAAACUCAAAAUCAAAAGCUUCAGGCUCAGGUAAUAGCAUUAAAAAGCAAAGAACCAAUAGAAUCAAUCAAUCUGAACAAAGAAGAAGGUUCAUGUAGUAACAGAAGUGAGAACAUCUCCGGUGACAUCAGACCGGGCCAUCCACCGCCUUCACCGACAGCUACAACGAUGCAGUUUUUUCACAACUCGUCACCAGAACAGAGAAUGGUGAAAGAAGAGAACAGUAUCAGCAACAUGUUCUGCGGAAUGGAUGACCAAACUGGAUUUUGGCCAUGGUUUGACCAACAACAUUACAAUUGAAUGUGGUCGACUUUAUUUUGGUUAUCUAAUUUCAAAUUUUACGUUUAUUAAAGUGGUCAGAGGAACCCAUUCAUGUUUCAAGAAUCUAUAUGCACCAAACAAGCAAAGUGUCACACACUACUUGUUUGGUAAUAAGAUGUAAAAAAUGGGGAAAUAUUCAUAUAUUCUAUAGUAAUUGAUUAAUCA
Messenger RNA from Brassica napus (rape), 1121 nucleotides. Its product is annotated as homeobox-leucine zipper protein ATHB-23. Lineage: Eukaryota; Viridiplantae; Streptophyta; Magnoliopsida; Brassicales; Brassicaceae. Bases 171 to 935 code for a protein of 254 amino acids. Gene Ontology annotation, biological process: positive regulation of DNA-templated transcription. Gene Ontology annotation, molecular function: sequence-specific DNA binding; DNA-binding transcription factor activity, RNA polymerase II-specific. The record is from RefSeq and is a predicted model, not a curated record. The transcript has 3 exons. Gene Ontology annotation, cellular component: nucleus.